Fibroporia radiculosa is the source of this 609-nucleotide messenger RNA. RefSeq lists its product as uncharacterized. NCBI's taxonomy places the organism in Eukaryota, Fungi, Basidiomycota, Agaricomycetes, Polyporales, Fibroporiaceae. Bases 1 to 609 code for a protein of 202 amino acids. The transcript has 3 exons. The record is from RefSeq and is a predicted model, not a curated record.
AUGGACGUCCUUCUAGCGUGUAUCCCACAAGAUUUCCGUUCUACGGCAGACAGAGACGAGUUGAAGAACGUUACUACAGUUGAGGGAGACAGCAACGUGCGAGCGUCGUGCUGGGACGUAUCCAUCGCCGAGCGGACGGAUAGCCAACUAUGCGACAUUUGCCCCAUGGUUUCGAGCCAACUUCCAACAGAGUUAUGGGAGCACAUCAUUGAUCUCAUUGCGGAUGACGGGAGCCACCGCUACACGCCACAACUGGGCCAGGUGUGUCGUGGGUGGUAUGCCCGAUGUCGCUUUCGCAGUUAUGAAAGACUUGACAUGGGGCGCAUGGAUAAGAAGCAGGUGUGUCGCCUGAUAAAUACACUGCUCGAGCACACCGGCCGAUGUGGUGCCAUCAAAACAGUCUCGUUCGAUCUAGAACAGUCAAUUGGCAACUUUGGGUCGUUUGCUGUGCGCAUGAUGCAGAAGCUGCCCCGAGUCAAGUUUCUCUAUCUCUGGCGUUGCAAAUGGGAGAGUGGGCAACUACACGCCCAAAUAUUCCUCCAUGUCACUCUUACAUUUGGGUCGGUGAACAAGCUCAGUCUCAACGGUGUGACGUUCCCUGCUGGAUAG